Molecule: messenger RNA, 576 nt
Organism: Cryphonectria parasitica EP155
Lineage: Eukaryota; Fungi; Ascomycota; Sordariomycetes; Diaporthales; Cryphonectriaceae
Exons: 4
Coding region: 1-576 (191 amino acids)
Source: RefSeq, a predicted model, not a curated record
AUGACGAUGAUUGCGGCUGGCUUGGAUUUGAAUAUGCGUCAACCCAUAUCAAAUGCUGUGACGGGCAUGUUCCCUGUCAAAGGUGCAAGAACAGUGCUUUGCAAAUACCCAUACAACACUUAUCGCUACUAUCAGAAAGUUGUAUUCCAUGGUUCGGAGCAGCCAGCCACGGAACCUUGCGUUAUGGAUCUCCAGAAUGCUGUGGCUUUGGAAAGUCUAGAUAUAAGGCUUCAAUCAGGAUCUGAAGAGCGACAAGACAAUGCAGGAAGACCGCAAAUUGGUGUUGAAUCAGUACCCGACCCCAGCUCGGUCGAUACAGAAUGCUCAAGCUCAUCUCAAACUGCUCAUACAAUUUCUGCUGAUCAUCCAGCACAUCUUGGGAACUAUCCAUCCAAUUGGGCUUAUCCGAUCGAUACGCCAUGGAAUUCCUCAGCCUUUGUGGGAUCGGAGUUUUUGGGAAGCAUGGAAUUGUCAAAUGAUAGCACAGAUUUGGAGAGAGCAAGAGAAGCAAUCAAUCCAAUGGCACUUGCCGAAUAUGACGCAGAUAUCAAGGUUGGCUCUGUGAUACAGUGGUAG